This is a messenger RNA of Pseudonaja textilis, 2544 nucleotides long. RefSeq names its product atrial natriuretic peptide receptor 1-like. The record is from RefSeq and is a predicted model, not a curated record. Gene Ontology annotation, cellular component: plasma membrane. Gene Ontology annotation, molecular function: guanylate cyclase activity; peptide receptor activity; protein kinase activity. Gene Ontology annotation, biological process: receptor guanylyl cyclase signaling pathway; intracellular signal transduction; cGMP biosynthetic process. Lineage: Eukaryota; Metazoa; Chordata; Lepidosauria; Squamata; Elapidae.
AUGGCCAAGACUCUUUUAGCAGAUGGGUGGCAUGAUUUGGACAACACAGAUUAUGACUGCUGGCCCUUGGAAAAACCGGAUGAGUAUAACAUGCUGGACUGUGGAGGUCUAGAGAUGGCUUGGGUCCAUAGGCCUCCAGAAAAAAUAAUAAGUGGAGAAUCCUUUGAUGUCAUCUACUCUGUCUUAGCUUCUGAUUACUUCUACCACUAUGCCGUGGAAAACGGGAUCUUCUCCCACAGAUAUAUAAGUGAUGCAAAAGCUGCUAAGAAGUUUUGUGAGGAACAGGAAUGUCCUCCCAACUGGAAAGAUGCAAACGGAGAAAACUGUUGUGUCCAUCAUGCGAACAUUCAUUCCUGUCCAUUGGCUUUCAUGGCAAAUGGUGGCAUAUGUGGACCAUGGAUCCCAGAUGAUGGUCAAAUAUUUACACAUACCGUGUCUACUGCUGGCAAAAUGACACAGACAAACUGGACUGCUAAGGUAGUCCUGGUACAUGUGGGUGUGACGUCUCUCAUAGCCCAUGUCAGAGUAGGAAAAAUGCAAGUGGCUUUAGAGGCCCAAACAAUAGUGCUCCCUGCAAUAGUCUGUGGGGAUGACAUUUGUGAAGAUGAUGAGAGCUGUUCUAUAUGUCCAGCUGAUUGUGGGGAAUGUCCCUUGACAACUGAAAUCAAGAUAGCCAUUGUUCUACCAAUAUGCUUAGUCUGCACUGGUUCCAUUUUGACAAUCUUGUGGUUUCAGUACCAAAAACAAAAAAUGUUUUGGGAUGAAAGCUGGAUUAUAGAUUACAGCUGUAUCAAGCAAGGCAUAGAAUCAAGAUUAACUGCCAUGAGUGCCUUAAGUAUCCCACGUGCACCCAGCAUGUCCAACACCAGCUGUCUCACAGGGUUGAGCUCCUGUACAGCAUCUGCCAAUGCUUCCAAGAUGAACUACUUCUCGCCCUCUGGAAUCUAUGAUGGCAGAACAGUUGCCAUCAAAAAAAUAAUGAAAAAGACAUUUACCCUUACCAAGACCAUACGGAAAGAAGUCAAGCAAGUAAGACAAUUAGAUCAUCCAAACAUUUGCAAAUUUAUUGGAGGCUGCAUUGAGGUACCAAAUAUUGCCAUAAUAACAGAAUAUUGCCCUAAAGGAAGUUUGAAUGAUGUGCUGCUUAAUGAAAACAUUCCUUUAAACUGGGGCUUCAGGCUUUCUUUCGCCACUGAUAUUGCCCAAGGAAUGGCGUAUCUUCACCAUCAUCGGAUUUAUCAUGGACAGCUGAAAUCAAGGAACUGUGUUAUCGAUGAUCGAUGGGUUUGUAAGAUUUCAGACUAUGGUUUACAAUCCUAUAGAAAAGAGGAUUCGGGGAUGAAUUCCAGUAUUGCUCAUCAAGUAUAUUUGGCUCCUGAAGCUCUCUCCAUGCCAAACUUUGAACCAACCCCUGCUGCAGAUGUGUAUAGCUAUGCUAUCAUUCUUUUAGAAAUAGCAACAAGAAGUGAUCCAUCACUGAAGGAUGAUACACAUUCAGAAAAAUAUUCUUUGUGCCUCCCUUUGGCAGAACUAAUAUCUGAAAAAUCUGAAAAUGCUUGUCCCUGUGCCACAGAAUAUAUAGAGCUCAUCCGGAAAUGUAGAAAAGGCAAUCCAUCACAAAGACUUACUUUUGAGCAAGUGAGGAAAUUGUUAUGUAAAAUGAACCCAAACAAAGUUAGUCCAGUUGACAUGAUGAUGACUUUGAUGGAGAAAUACAGCAAGCACCUGGAAGUGUUAGUGGCGGAAAGAACACAGGAUUUAACAUAUGAAAAACAGAAGACAGACCGUUUGCUGUAUAGUAUGUUGCCAAAACAGGUUGCAGAUGAUUUAAGGCAGGGGAAACCACCACAGGCCCAAAGUUAUGUAAAUUCCACCAUAUUUUUCAGUGACAUUGUUGGCUUCACGCAGCUCUCCAGCACCAGUACACCUUACCAGGUCGUGGACUUUUUAAACAAACUCUACACCACUUUUGAUGAAAUCAUAGAUAAUUAUGAUGUCUACAAAGUUGAAACUAUAGGAGAUGCCUAUAUGGUAGUAUCGGGAGUGCCAAGAGAAAAUGGCAUUUGUCAUGCCAGUGAAAUUGCAAGCAUGGCUCUGGAGCUUGUUUUGGUGUGCAAAACAUUUAAGAUUCCACACAAGCCUGAGACUCAGCUUAAAAUCCGAGCAGGAAUCCACUCAGGUCCAGUUGUGGCAGGAAUUGUUGGAACCAAAAUGCCACGGUAUUGCCUAUUUGGGGACACAGUCAACACGGCCUCCAGGAUGGAAUCUACCAGUGAAGCUCUCAAGAUACAGUGCAGUUCAACCACAUACCAGCUGCUGCAACAGAUUGGAGAGUAUGUAUUGGUGUGCCGGGGGAAUUUGCAAAUCAAGGGAAAAGGUGAUAUGGUAACAUAUUGGCUGGAAGGGAAAAAGUCUGGAAUAAUUCAGAAGAGAUUAAGCCCAUCUGCGACCUCUGAAGCUAUUAGCCAGAUUGGUUUUGGUAUCAUUCCUGGUGUUGUAUAGAACGAUCCAUUUUCAAAUCCAUUCGAAAAAAAUAUUAUCAGA